GAGAGAGAGAGAGAGAGAGAGAGAGAGAGAGAAGGGAGGAGGGAGACAGCCCCAGGCCAAGCAGGCGCGGAGAGCCACCGCCUCCUCUCGUCUCCAGACUCCCGGCCAAAGCGCGCGGUGGCGUCCUCGCGCCCUCGCCGGCGCCCCCGCCCGUCGCCCGCGCAGGCCAGGCAUGAACGCCGAGACUUGUAUCUCUUACUGCAACUCUUCGGCCGCUGCCAUGGACGCCUACUACAGCCCGGUGUCGCAGAGCCGGGAAGGUUCGUCGCCUUUUAGGGGUUUCCCAGGAGGCGAUAAGUUCGGUACAACUUUCCUGUCGGCCGCCGCCAAAGGACAGGGUUACGGGGACGCCAAGAACAGGGCCCGCUACGGCGCCGGGCAGCAGGACCUGGCGGCCCCGCUGGAGAGUGGCGCCGGGGCGCGGGGCUCCUUUAACAAGUUCCAGCCGCAGCCGCCGACCCCGCAGCCCCAGCCGCAGCCGCCUCCGCAGCCGCCCGCGCAGCAAGCGCAUCUUUACUUGCAGCGAGGCGCCUGCAAGACGCCCCCGGACGGCAGUCUCAAACUCCAGGAAGGCAGCGGCAGCCACAGCGCGGCCUUGCAGGUCCCCUGCUACGCUAAAGAGAGCAACUUGGGUGAGCCAGAGUUGCCCCCCGACUCUGAGCCUGUGGGCAUGGAGAGCAGCUACCUCAGUGUGAAGGAGACUGGGGCCAAGGGGUCUCAGGACCGGGCCAGCGCCGACCUCCCAAGCCCACUGGAGAAGGCUGACUCGGAGAGCAACAAAGGCAAGAAGCGACGGAAUCGCACCACCUUUACCAGCUACCAGCUAGAGGAGCUGGAGAAGGUCUUCCAAAAGACGCACUACCCUGACGUGUAUGCACGAGAGCAGCUGGCCAUGAGGACUGACCUCACUGAGGCCCGUGUGCAGGUCUGGUUCCAGAACCGUAGGGCCAAGUGGAGGAAGAGGGAGCGCUUUGGGCAGAUGCAGCAGGUUCGGACUCACUUCUCCACGGCCUAUGAACUGCCCCUCCUCACCCGAGCUGAGAACUAUGCCCAGAUUCAGAACCCGUCCUGGAUUGGCAACAAUGGGGCUGCCUCACCAGUGCCUGCCUGUGUGGUCCCCUGUGACCCGGUGCCUGCCUGCAUGUCCCCUCACGCCCACCCCCCUGGCUCUGGAGCCAGCAGUGUCUCCGACUUCCUGAGUGUCUCUGGGGCUGGCAGUCAUGUGGGCCAGACGCACAUGGGCAGCCUGUUUGGAGCAGCUGGCCUCAGCCCGGGCCUCAACGGUUACGAGCUGAACGGUGAGCCGGACCGCAAGACCUCAAGCAUCGCAGCGCUGCGCAUGAAGGCCAAGGAGCACAGCGCGGCCAUCUCCUGGACCACAUGACAGGGCCCCUCCUGCCAAUCCUGGUGUCCUCCCUGUCCUUGGGGUCCUGGCCAUGCCCCUGCUCUCCAGGCCCCCAGCUUCCCACUCCACUCUCUGCUUAGGAACCUGGCCUGGCCUAGGGGCCUGGCCCUCAGCACUUUCAGCCACCCCAAGUCUGAGGCCCUGGGGGCUGCUGGGAGGGAGGAGUUGGUAGGCCCCUGCCUCUCUCUUGCACUGAGGCUGUGACUCCUGCUCCCAGCCAAAGGCAGUGGAGAAAGCCAGGUGACCCUGUGUGUAGCUUUGCAUCCUAUAAGCUGAGGCCUUGUCUCCCAUCAUGCUCCUCUACCACUUCCAUUUGACUUGAGUCAAAUUUGGUCCCCUUUUGGACCCAGCAGCUUCAAUAGUUCAGGCUUGUCCACCCUUCCUUUUCCUGCGGGGUCCCCUAGUCACCAGGCCUAUGGCUGUGUGUCUAAGGAGCAGGCCGCCUUGUAGAGUUGACAAUCCCCCCUUCUUCCUGAAAGCAUGUGGAAUCCCCCUUCCUGGUCCAUACUCACCUAUCACCCACUUGUCCAAUGGGCCUUGUGGCUGCAGCCUGGCUGUCCCCGACAAUGGACACACCUGGCGAGAAUGGAAGGGGAAAGGAGAGAUUAGAGCUGAAAGACUGUUGCUGUCCAUCCAGAGAUGUGGGCCAGACUUUUCACCCUGAGACUUUGGCUCUGUUUGAUGCUGUGGGAGUGGGGUGCCAGGUGUGAGGGAAGCUGAAGACAAUACAUACAUAGCAGGAGUCACUGCCCUUCCAGGCUGAGAGGAGAGCUGCUCUCCUGUCACCCUCCACACCCUCUUAGAGAGCCUAUCCUUACUUCUUCCCCAGGGGCCAGCAGCAUAUCUGCCUCGGCUGGACUCUGGAAGGUUCCUGUCAAACUCCAGGGGCCUGCUGCUCUGUGGCAGGUGAUCCUCCUGAAGGCAGUCCUCCGCCUGAGAGAAUGGGCUCCCUGUCUGCCUGACUUGACUCUGAGCUAGGAACUAGGAUUUGAAGUAGCCCCAGUCCUCAUCUGAGCUGGCACAGAACCCUCCCCUUGAGGUAGGCCCUCUUAGGAGAUAGCCUCUCUGGAGGAGACACAUCAGCCUAUUCUGCCUUGACUCUUGUCAGGGAGAUGAGUUGGGCCCACUAGCCCAGGGUCCUGCUCACAGAAUGACCUCAGGUUGAGCCGAAGACUGAGGACCCCUGGCUUGGAGCUGCUCUAGCUCUCAGUGGGUAGGAGGAAUCACAGCCCCGCAUCCGUGUCUUCAUUGUUCUCAAAUCUGAAGCAAGAUCCGGUUUAGCCUCUCCUAGUAAGAGGCAGACCUCUUCAGAAACCAUAGCUCUCAAAUAGAUCUGAGGGAAUUGAAAGGGGUCUUGGACAUUGAAUUCAGUGAUCCUAAUGGCUUGGCUUUAACGUUCUAGAUCUGGGCCCAUCUCAGGAGUCCUCAUUUCUAGAGCGAAUUCAGCUAGGUUACUCUCCCCAGAAUUUAGCAGGGGAAGGAAGAACUUAAGGUCAGGGGCAGCUCCUCAGAGCCCUUCAUCAUUACUGUCAUGGAUAAGGAAGGGCACACAAGGAAAUGACCUCACAUCUGAAAGAAUUAGUACAAAGAUGGAGAGAACCAGAAGAGGAGGAAAGGAGAGAGAGCUUUCAGUGGAUACUUCUGAAAGGGAACCCUGAUAAUUCUACUAGGUUUGCUUUCUGGUCAGGCUAGAUUUCAACCCAAGAGUUUGAGAAAAAUAAGGUAUGUAGUGAUCACUGCUUGUCCUCCAACAUAGUCUCCCUCAUAUCUCCUCAGCUGCCCAGUUCUCCAGGAGAGGACUAUGGGACCCUGGUAUCUCCCUAAUGGAUCUGUCUCUGCCACUAGGAUGAUUUGCAGGUAACAGAGCUUUCCAUGGUCGCCUGGCUUCCUAAAGAGCCAGGUGUCACUCAGGCACAAACUGGGGAGAGAAGGCUGUACUCACCAAGCCGAGCAAGGUGAGGGCUGCCUUUUGCUGUUUGCCUUGACAGGACCACAGAGUCCAACCAAUGGGCAGCUGCAGCUGAGGGGGUCAUGCCCAGCCUUGGUGUACCACAGGAGCAGUUUGGCCUUCCUCAGCUCCAUACUGAGGUGCUGUCACCUCCACCCAAGCAUCCCUUCCUCUCCAGGCACAGGGGCUGAGGUUCUGGGGCAGACAGGCACACAUCUCUUAAAUCUCUCCUUGAAUUGUUUUAAUUCUACUUGAUUCUCAGUUCUUACAACCAUGCCUCCACCUUUGGGAAAUAGGAUGUGUGGAGACUGGGUAAGGAAGCAUCAAGAGUGAUGGGUUCCCCAGCAUGCACUGCUGGGAUCAUAUUGGACCUAGCUCUAAUGCCCCAUCUCCAGUCACCUCAGCUGGUUUCCAUGAAAACCACCAUGCGCUUUUGCACAGUCACUUGCUCUGUGCUAUCAAGGGUCAGAAGAUAUCCAUCAAGGGUUCCAGAUCUAUCUGAUUGUCAGGUACAGAGACAAACAGCAGGUGGAUGGUAAGAGGCAACCUGUCCAGGGUGCUAACCAUGAUGGUGCAACUUAAAAACAAGACUCUCUUGCCUCCCCUCAGCCUCACUUUGCUGAAAGGAUGCAAUGUGCAGGUGUUCCUGGUGGGCAAUAUUUCCUACCACCCCUCUCCUUCACCCUUCACUCACACACAUAGAGCUAGGCCUUUAUACUACUGAUUUUGAAGGACAGUUUUCAAAUGUCUAAUAACCUGUUUGGGUGUGCAGUGGUCAGAAAAAAAAAAAACUGCAUGCAAGAAGGAACAUGAACCUCAACCAAUAUGGCCGUUCUCAUUUGUAAGAUACUUUAACCCUGUAUAAAUGCAACUUUUCCUUUAGCUUAAUGGCCUGGGGUGGAAUAUUCAAAUAUAUAUAUAUUAAAAAUACAUUUAAAAUUUCAGAAAAUGUAAAAAAAAAAAUGAGGUCAGGUCCAUAAAGUUUUACUGCCUAUACCACCAUGUAACUACAUUAUAGCAAAGUAUUAAAAGAAACGUUCUUGCCUUUUAAAGUAAGUUAUUGCACUUACAUGUUUUGGGGGAGGGGAAGAAUGUGGGGAGAAGGGCACUUGGGGGCUGAGGUGGGGUGGAAUGCAAAGCAGAGACAGCACUCCCAGCACCCCUUUUGGUGGGCACAGCCCAGUCUGUCUGUUUGGCUGUUGUUGUUUGCAAUAAACUUCUCCUUCCUCCUCU
Messenger RNA from Nannospalax galili (Upper Galilee mountains blind mole rat), 4586 nucleotides. It is a transcript of the gene Alx4, whose product is annotated as ALX homeobox 4. Gene Ontology annotation, biological process: regulation of transcription by RNA polymerase II. The coding region runs from base 173 to 1384 and encodes 403 amino acids. The transcript has 4 exons. The record is from RefSeq and is a predicted model, not a curated record. Gene Ontology annotation, molecular function: DNA-binding transcription activator activity, RNA polymerase II-specific; RNA polymerase II transcription regulatory region sequence-specific DNA binding. NCBI's taxonomy places the organism in Eukaryota, Metazoa, Chordata, Mammalia, Rodentia, Spalacidae.